Messenger RNA from Anopheles gambiae (African malaria mosquito), 885 nucleotides. RefSeq names its product ryncolin-1. NCBI's taxonomy places the organism in Eukaryota, Metazoa, Arthropoda, Insecta, Diptera, Culicidae. The transcript has a single exon. Bases 1 to 696 code for a protein of 231 amino acids. The record is from RefSeq and is a predicted model, not a curated record.
AUGCUCCUAUCAAACCAAGACCUCGCUCAGUUUAUGAUCAGUUCAGGCUUUAAUCUUCGCAGUGUUUCGUUCCAAUCGUGCAAGAAGAACCCAUCGAAGAGAUCGGGCAAGUACUUAAUACAGCCUACUGAAAACGAUGAGCCAUUCAUAGGAUAUUGCGAACAGACUAGUUUCGGAGGUGGAUGGCUUGUGUUUCAGUAUCGGUUUAACGGAUCGCUAGAUUAUUACCGCGACUGGGUCGAGUAUCGAGAUGGGUUUGGCAGUGUGGAUGGAGAAAUUUGGCUCGGCUUGGAGAAGUUGCACAAGAUUACUUCGGCACGAGAUCAUGAGCUGCUGGUGGAGCUGAAAGACUUCGAAGGAAACUACAAGUACGCACGGUAUGAUGAGUUCGAGAUCGGCAGUGAGGGAGCACAUUAUCAGUUAAACAAGCUGGGAAAGUUCACAGGAACGACAAGAGACUCAUUCACUUACCAUAAGGGUAUGAAAUUUUCGACUAAAGAUCGAGGCAAUGAUGAAAGUAGAAGCAAAAACUGUGCUGAGAAUUUUCAGGGAGCAUGGUGGUAUGGAAAUUGUUAUGAUUCAAAUCUAAAUGGUGUUUAUAUGAAUAGUACAGAUGCAAAAUCUAUGAACUGGUAUGACAACAAAUUAGCCUAUAUGGGUUUAGCGUACUCAAGAAUGUUGAUUCGCGAAAAGUAACGUAGUUUACAUCAAUAAAGUAAAAUACACAUGCCUCCAUACAGCGAUUAGGAUGAUUCCAUCAAUUUAGUAUGCAGAUGGAAAGAGUUUUGUAAAACGAAAUUGUUUGAUAUCGUUGGAUUUGUAAAUAAGUAGUUAGGUUUUUCUUUAUAUGUAAAGUACAAAUAAAAAAAUGUAACUAACUCUGAA